Molecule: messenger RNA, 342 nt
Organism: Trichobilharzia szidati
Lineage: Eukaryota; Metazoa; Platyhelminthes; Trematoda; Strigeidida; Schistosomatidae
Source: the annotation of a GenBank genome assembly
CGUCACCACCUUAGGAACCGGGAAGUCGUCAAUUGACAAUAGUCAACUGCAAUUCCCCUUGACGACUGAAGAAGAGUUUAACCAACUUGAAGCUUCAGUGAGAAACCCAAAAUUCAGAGAUUCUUUCAUGACAAAACUGGCUGAGAAUUUAUCGUACAAUCCGCAGUCUUCCUUGAAACGAAUGCUGAAUUACAUAUGGGAGCCUAAGCUGUCAAGUCGCUUCACUGCGUACGGAACAUCGAAGAAGCUAGCUCUCUUAAAAUGUCACUUCUAUAAAGUUAUAACGUCCGUCAUUGUCAGCAAGUUCGCUUCUGCUACGAUGCCCGAGGACGAAGUUAUAAA